Truncatella angustata is the source of this 1872-nucleotide messenger RNA. Its product is annotated as pectin lyase fold/virulence factor. Gene Ontology annotation, molecular function: polygalacturonase activity. The transcript is spliced from 6 exons. Lineage: Eukaryota; Fungi; Ascomycota; Sordariomycetes; Amphisphaeriales; Sporocadaceae. Gene Ontology annotation, biological process: carbohydrate metabolic process. Bases 406 to 1659 code for a protein of 417 amino acids. The record is from RefSeq and is a predicted model, not a curated record.
AUUUAGAAGUGUUGGUUUCCACAUUCGCCGAAAUUGACCUGUUCGUCGCAACUAUGUCUUCCGAGCAAGUCUCUGCAACGUCGAUGAUGGAUAUGACCUUGGCUCUUUUUGUUUUCAAGAUUUUUGAAAAAAUAUUUAAAUGUGGCGGGAGUUGAGGUUGCGCGUGGCAUGACUGCUCGUGAAUUCCCAAGGCCACAUGGAUCCCACCGGAGCGGAAUGAUCACAACGUGGAACGGAAGAUGUGGGUUUCGCGAACAACUACACCGAGUGAGGUGAUGAUAAAGUCGAUAGUCUGACAGCCGGCAUAUUUAUAUUAUAGCGGGGAAGAACCUCGUUUUAGCGGAUAGCUUUAGCAGAUCACGAGAUUGAUCCAGCGAUCGCUGCAUCACAAACAGCACUGGUAGUAUGUUUUUCUUUCGAGCUGUGGCUCUUGCGCUUUGGUUUUCCUUUAUAAUAGAAUGCCUUGGACAUACUCAAUUCGGGCUUGAGGAAAGAGCGUAUACCUGCACCGUUGCUGCAAACGGUGAUGGCUCUGACGAUACUCAGAAUAUCCUCGACGCCUUCGAAGAGUGCAACAAGAGUGGCAGGACCAUUAUUUUCUCGAAAGAUACGACCUACUAUGUCAAUCAGGUUAUGAACACGACUAGUCUCAAUAAUGUUACCAUUGAUAUUUAUGGUACACUGCUGUGGAGCACGGAUACAGACUACUGGCUUAAUAAUUCUAUGCCAGUGGGAUACCAGAAUCAAUCUACUGUUUGGUUUCUAGGUGGAAACAACCUAAAGGUCAAUGGACACGGUACGGGAACCAUCAAUGGCAACGGUCAGACCUGGUACAACCUGGUGAAGGGAAUAUCGAACUACCCCAAUCGACCUAUGGGCUUGACCAUAUGGGGUGCCAAGGACUCAGUCUUCUCGGGUCUCACCUUCCUCCAAAGCCAGAUGUGGACAAUGGCUAUCAUACACUCUGAGAACAUCCUUCUCGAAAACUUCAACGUGAGCUCUCGCACAAACAAUGGCUACCCAGCUCGGAACACAGACGGUGCAGACUUGCUGUUCUCAAACAACGUCACCUUCAGAGGUUGGACAGUGAAUAAUGGGGACGAUUCCAUUUCUCUAAAGGCGAACUCGACCAACGUACUUGUGGAAGACUGCUACUUUGAGAGAGGACUAGGUCUGGCUUUGGGCAGCAUUGGCCAGUACGUCGACCAGUUUGAGACGAUUGAAAAUGUGACAGCACGCAAUAUUCGCAGCAACAACACGUUGCAUACGGUUUACUUCAAGACCUGGACUGGCGAACAAGUUGGUUAUCCGCCGAACGGAGGCGGAGGUGGCCUAGGUUACAUUAGUGGCAUCUCCAUCGACGGAUGGGAGGCCACCUACCUUCGCGACGCUGCUGUCUUGAUUACUCAAUGCACUACGUUUUCUGGGACGGCGGGAGACUGCAACAGCUCGAAGUUUCAGCUCAAGGAUAUUACCGUCAAGAACGUUUCCGGAUCUAGCGCUUCUAGCUACGUUGCAAACCUUCAGUGCAGUGAGGACUCUGGUGGUUGUAUAGACAUUGAAAUCGACGAUGUCGACUUGGUUGAUACUGGCACGGGUGACGACGUGGCCGGCUACAAAUGUAAAAACAUCGUCGAUCCUAUUGGGUUCGAUUGUUGAUCUUACACGGAAGCAGGUUGAACGACAUAUAUGGCUUGCAGAUGUGGUAGGCAGGCAGCCUUGAUAUCCACCUUGAUAGGUAUGGAGCUUGCUAGGAUUGCUUGCAUAUUUUGUAAGACUAAUUAUAUUGAUAAAGAUGAAAUGUCUGAAGACGGAAUAUUGGACAUCGAUUGGCUUGGAAAAUUGGCCUUAAAUACUCAAGAUAUCUUUGAA